Tribolium madens (black flour beetle) is the source of this 988-nucleotide messenger RNA. RefSeq names its product 39S ribosomal protein L47, mitochondrial (gene mRpL47). Gene Ontology annotation, cellular component: mitochondrial ribosome; mitochondrial large ribosomal subunit. Gene Ontology annotation, molecular function: structural constituent of ribosome. The record is from RefSeq and is a predicted model, not a curated record. The transcript has 3 exons. NCBI's taxonomy places the organism in Eukaryota, Metazoa, Arthropoda, Insecta, Coleoptera, Tenebrionidae. Gene Ontology annotation, biological process: mitochondrial translation. Bases 171 to 950 code for a protein of 259 amino acids.
GUAACUUUUUUAUCGGAAUGUUUCAUAAAUUGGGUACCUCAAAUAUUGAUUAAAAUUAUCAAUGUUUUGGUGUAGUUAAUUUAAUUGAUUUAAUAAAUGUCAAAAUUAUUUCACCUAUUUCAAAUGAAUCGAAUUCCACAAAUGGAGAAUCGGACAAAAAGUGGGGUUAUAUGAAUCACACUAAAAUGUUUAAUAAAUUGGGUAAUUUAAGUGUUAAUUUCGGGAAAUUGGCCCUCAGAUCAUUAAAACACCCCAAAAGUGCCUCCCCUGGGAGUGAUUUGGUGAGAUGUAUUUCGGUUUUGGCCCCCAAAAGGGGCCUUAUGGAAUUUUUCGACGAUGAGAAGAACUGGGGGGCGACGGAGGUCAAAAGUGGCCGGUCGUGGAACAAAGAAGAGCUGCGACUGAAAUCAAACACUGAUCUGCAUAAACUUUGGUACGUUUUACUGAAAGAACGCAACAUGUUGUUGACCAUGGAACAGGAGGCCAAAGACCAAACUCAGUUAUUUCCAAGCCCUGAGCGUUUAGACAAAGUUGAGGAGUCGAUGGAGAAUUUGGAAGCUGUAGUGAGGGAGAGAAACGUUGCUUACCACCAGUUAGAGAGGGGCGAAACGGGCGAAAGGCCGGGGAAAGUGAGAACUGGCCCCCUUGGAUUGAAAUCCUAUGACAAAAUGCGUCAGUACACAAUACCCCAAUUUAUGAACAAAAAGCACCGCGAGACGCAUGAAGAAUAUCGCCCCAAUAGAGACGCUGAAGAUUUCUUAUUAAAAUACAGAGAAAAACUCUAUUUGACUAAGAGGAGACAACAAAGGCGGGAUUUCAACCACGUUGUUGGCUUGCUCAAUAGAUUCCCAAAUAUGGACAUGCAAGCUCUUAAAGAACAAUACCCCGAUGUUGACAUAGAAAAAGCCAAAGCUAGUAGAAAACACAGAGGCCACUUUAUCCCAAAAUAACGUAAAAUAUGUUUGAAAUAAAAUUCAGUUUAAUUGGU